GCCCCUCCCUCUGCCCGCCCGCCGGCCCGCCCGUCAGUCAGGCAGGCAGGCAGGCAGGCAGUCGGUCUGAGCGGCGGGUGGCUCCCCGGCUCUCCCGAGCGGCGGCCUCCCUUCUCCUUCCCGGCCAGCGGCAGCAGCUGCGGCGGCCCGGUCCCCCGGGAGGCGCGGCGUGGGCCGAGCGGCGGCCGCGGAGCGUCGAGCGCAGCGCGGCGGCGGCGGCGGCCCGGCAGCCAACAUGGCGGCGGCGGCGGCGGCGGCGGGCGCGGGCCCGGAGAUGGUCCGCGGGCAGGUGUUCGACGUGGGGCCGCGCUACACCAAUCUCUCGUACAUCGGCGAGGGCGCCUACGGCAUGGUGUGCUCUGCUUAUGAUAAUGUCAACAAAGUUCGAGUAGCUAUCAAGAAAAUCAGUCCUUUUGAGCACCAGACCUACUGCCAGAGAACGCUGAGAGAGAUAAAAAUCCUACUGCGCUUCCGACACGAGAACAUCAUUGGAAUCAAUGACAUCAUUCGAGCGCCAACCAUCGAGCAGAUGAAAGAUGUAUACAUAGUACAGGACCUCAUGGAAACAGAUCUCUACAAGCUCUUGAAGACACAACACCUCAGCAAUGACCAUAUCUGCUACUUUCUUUACCAGAUCCUCAGAGGGUUAAAGUAUAUCCAUUCAGCCAACGUGCUGCACCGUGACCUCAAACCUUCCAACCUGCUGCUCAACACCACCUGCGAUCUCAAGAUCUGUGACUUUGGCUUGGCCCGUGUUGCAGAUCCGGACCACGACCACACAGGGUUCCUGACAGAGUACGUGGCCACUCGCUGGUACCGGGCUCCAGAAAUCAUGUUGAAUUCCAAGGGCUACACCAAGUCCAUCGACAUCUGGUCCGUGGGCUGCAUCCUAGCCGAGAUGCUCUCCAACAGGCCCAUCUUCCCUGGGAAGCAUUACCUCGACCAGCUGAACCACAUUCUGGGUAUUCUUGGAUCCCCAUCGCAGGAAGACCUGAAUUGUAUAAUAAAUUUAAAAGCUAGAAACUAUCUGCUCUCUCUUCCACACAAAAAUAAGGUGCCAUGGAACAGGCUGUUCCCGAACGCUGACUCCAAAGCUCUGGAUUUACUGGACAAAAUGUUGACGUUCAACCCUCACAAGAGGAUCGAGGUGGAGCAGGCCUUGGCUCACCCGUACCUGGAGCAGUACUACGACCCGAGCGACGAGCCCGUCGCCGAAGCACCCUUCAAGUUUGACAUGGAAUUGGACGACUUGCCCAAGGAAAAGCUCAAAGAGCUCAUUUUUGAAGAGACUGCUCGAUUCCAGCCGGGAUACCGAUCUUAAAUUUGUCAGGACACGGGCCCGAGGACGGCGUGCAGACCCCGCGGCUCCUGCAGCUCCCGGCCCGCCUGUCCCCAGCCCGUCUGCGUGUCCACCUGAUCCUCUGAGCCGUCGGAGGGGCGGCUUCUGUGCUUUCAAAGAACUCCCUCUGGCCAGAGCGCUGUUCUGGCCCCGUGUGCGUCGCCUCCGUGACCUGCGGCUCUGCGUCCCUCAGGGCUGCUCCCGCCCACCUUGCUUCAGUCACGAGCCGAGCCGCCUUCUGCUCUGAGAGAUGCCGUGGCCCCUCCCCUCCUGAGUCCCGCCCCGUCUCCCGCCUCCCGGGCGCUUUGCGCCGUGACCGCCCCCUUUGCACUCCCGCCACCUCACAUCCCGCUGAUGCCGCGCAGGCGUCAGGGGUAGAGCACUGUCUCUUCUCUAAACAGGAGGAGGAGGCCCGCAGCUCACCUGCCCCGGCGGGGGGCAGAGCACUUGCAGGGCGCGUCACACGCGGCCCUGCCUGCUUGGGGGAGUCGCGCCAGCAGCGCCGGCUCCCCGGGAUCGGGAAGGGGGCGCAGGCCGCCGGGCGCCCUCCCGACAGCUGAGGGCCGGGUGGGGGGCGGCCGUUGUACACUUCCUUCCUCCUGCAGCAUGUCAGCAUCUCAAGUUCAUCCUCCACCUCCCGUGUGACCGCGUGCUAGAGCCUGGGGAGCCUGCGCCAGGGCCCGCUCACGCCUGGGGCGCCCGCCUGGAGCCCGCCCGGCCCGCGUGCCGGCGCCCCCGCGUGCCCGUGCUCAGAACUCUGCCUGUUCCCUCGCAUGACUGUUACAGCUUCUGUGCGGAGAUGAGUCCACCUGCCACAAGCCUGUGGUUGAAACGAAAACUCUGUUGUUACCUCUGAGUUGUGUUCCACGGAAAAUGCUAUCCAGCAGAUCACUUAGGAAAAGUCACUCGGUUUUCAGCUUUUCAUUUCUCAGCUGUCCUUUCUUUCUUGUUUGGUUUUUGACAGCAGUGGAGAAUGGGUUAUAUAAAGACUGCCUGCUAAUACGAACAGAAAUGCACUUGUCAUUCCUGAAAAUAAACGGACGUCCUCUAUCUCCGUGUUCACGUUAAGAUUCAGUGUUGAUUUCCUCCGGAUCAUGGGGUCCGAACCAGCAGUCACGCGCAGGCUGUGCUUAGAGCAGGAAGCCCGCCGGGCCCCCUCCCUGCUGGGCGCUGGCCGAGCACUCUGGUUUGUGUGAGGUGACGUAGACAGCAUUGUGGAGGGUUUUCCCCCCACGCAGCAGAGCAUCAGCUCUGACGCGGUCCUGUCCUCAGAUCACAGGUCUGCAGUGUUCUGUCAGACUCUGAGGACGCAGCCCAGAAGUCGCAAGCUGGGUUCUCUGGUUCUUCCUGGAGGGUGGCUGUGUCCCAGUCAAGCGCCAGGAGGGCCUGGCAUGCUGGACUCCCCGCAGACCAGAGCUGCAUCUGGGUGUUGGCCCUGGGAGUCGUGGCUUCGCCUCCGUGCGCAGAGCUGUGCUGUGAAGGCCCGCGGGGCCGUGCAACAGGGCUCCGGGGGCCCCGGGUGCGUCUCAAAGGAGCUGCGGUCUCUUGCUUUGCUGCUCUGUGCUGGCUACUAACAUUCCAGAGUAGUGUUAGGAGGUUAACCUGCAGUUCGCUAACCAGACAGAAAGCCGUAGCCUUGGUUACUAACCCCUGGGGGCUGGAGGCUUCCCCGACCCUCACUGUCCAGGGGUCCCCGGGGCAGGAAGCCACUAACCCUGUGUUGACAUCCCUGCAGCCCUUUACUAGUCACGCCAAGCUUGGAUCAGCAGGUCAGGAAGUUGUCUACACAAGGAACCUGUGAAGAGCUCUGGCUGUGGUGUGUGAGGCUCACCCGUCGGGUCUGCCUGCGUCUCUCGAAACGUGCGCAUGAGGUCACGUGAAUUCACGCUGUGACUGCCCCCUGCUCCUCAGCUUGGGGCCGGUGGCUUUCUUGGUGUCUAAAACGUAAGCAAAAAUUCCUGUUGAAACAUUCCAAUCCCUUCAGUGAGUAUGAGACAGAACUCCUAACAGCAGCAGGGCGGGCCUGCGAGCGCGCGAGACGGCCGUGCGGGCCGCGGAUGAGGCGGAAGGCCCUUGCGUCUGGUGGCGUGUCCGCGUGACUCCUGCUGCGGCCGUGUGCGGAGGGCCCGGGGCCGGUCUGUCCCCGAGGCAGGUGGGGGUACAGCCUGCAACACGCGUGUGCCAGUCACGUGCAGACGGCGCAGAGGAGACACCUUCGGUUGCUGACGUGUUAAUACGGUUUUAAAUUGGUAACUUUUCUGUAGCACGUGACGGCGUGUUAACACACGUACACAUGCACACGUGCUUUAGGCCCUUCCAUCAUACUUUUAUAUUUGUAAGUCAGUGUUUUGGACAAUCCCAAGUUUUUAAGGGAAAUAUUUUUGUAAAUGUAGUGGUUUUGGAAAUCUGAGCAGUCCCGCUUAUACAUUUUAAAGCGUCCGUGCUUUAAAAUGGUGCUGGUGUUUGAAAUGUGACCCUCUUAGCGCAGAUGAGAGGCGUGUCCAGCAGAGGAACCCAGGGCCUCCCGCACGGUCCCCACUGGAGCCGCGCCUUCCCUGCGCUUUCUGCGCCUGGAGCCCUCGAGAAAGGCCCAGACCUGCUUCCUGUCUGCUCUGUCCUGUGGGUGCCUUCUUGGUGUUGUACCCCAAAUUCUGCAUAGGUUACUUAGUAUAAUGGUAAGUUAAAAACAAAUGUUAAAGGAAGAUUUUAUUAAGAAUCUGAAUGUUUAUUCAUUAUAUUGUUACAACUUAACAUUUAUUUGUGGUAUUUGUGAUUUGGUUAAUCUGUAUAAAACUUGUAAGUAGAAAGGUUUAUAUUUCAUCUUAAUUCUUUUGAUGCUGUAAACGUACUUUCUAAAAGAUGGAUUAUUUGAAUGCUUACGGCACCUGACUUGUAAAAAAACAAAAAACAAAAAAAUUAGAAUCAUUAAAUUGUGUCUAUGUUACCAAAAA
Messenger RNA from Cervus elaphus (red deer), 4290 nucleotides. RefSeq names its product mitogen-activated protein kinase 1 (gene MAPK1). Gene Ontology annotation, molecular function: MAP kinase activity; ATP binding. The transcript has 9 exons. Gene Ontology annotation, biological process: protein phosphorylation; intracellular signal transduction. Gene Ontology annotation, cellular component: cytoplasm; nucleus. Lineage: Eukaryota; Metazoa; Chordata; Mammalia; Artiodactyla; Cervidae. Bases 236 to 1321 code for a protein of 361 amino acids. The record is from RefSeq and is a predicted model, not a curated record.